Peronospora matthiolae is the source of this 1245-nucleotide messenger RNA. Lineage: Eukaryota; Oomycota; Peronosporomycetes; Peronosporales; Peronosporaceae. The record is from the annotation of a GenBank genome assembly.
AUGACGAGAAAAAGUGGGUUUCCAGAUAGCAUUUCGCAGAGCGCUUUGCACGUACCGCGGCGUUUUCGUGACGACCGGUCAAUGAGCUGGUUGCUGAGUGAAGGUGAGGAUAUUGAGCGGAACAGAACAAGACGCCGAGCGAGCAAUGGCAGAACUGGAAAAAAUAAGCCGCGCGUGUUUUGCCACAUGCGGCGAAGUCGAGCAGCAAGGGACGCUGAAUUGUACUACUGGCAAUUUGAAAGGGUGGAUCGACCGCUGUGCGAUGUGGACAUCAACAAGUAUCCGUACAAAUUAGUCCGUGACGGAUUACUACCGGAGGAUGAACUUCAAGGCGAGAGGCAGCAGUAUCAACGGAUGCUCUUUCAAAACUGCCAGCAGCAGUGGCGGCAAGAUGGGCAAAAAGACGGCAUGGUAUCGUCACAAGAUCAACAACAACAACAGUCCGAAUUCGCUAAGUGCUUUCUGGAAUGUUUCGAUACCGACUACGUUCGAACGGCGGCAGCAGCUCUGCAAGGCACAAAAGUCGUAGGUGAAUUAAGGGUGGCCGCAUGUUUUGGACAGACUCUAUUGCACCCUGACACUCUGUCUACCAGCCAAAAGUACUACUUGAACGACUUGCGCGACGUUUGUCCUCGUGACGUCCAGACGACCUGGUCAAAUGUAUGUGAUGAUGGAUCACCGUUGAUCUUUGGGCUAAUCGAUCAACUGCGUCAAACUGAGCCAGUCAAGACGCAAGUCUCGGCGCUAAAACUAACGGUGCGCUGCUUGUCGAGACCAGGCUCUAGUCCACGAGUUGCCAAUCUUGAUUAUUUUCGCAAAGGUGACGAGUGGGUACACGUAGGCUCUCGCGCCAUGUCGGAUGUGCUCGCUUACCAUGACAUUUCGCUCGACAAUUGCACGAGCUUUCGCGUGAAAGUGUACGCUGAAAUACUAGGAUCGACAAACGCUUGGUGGGGUUCGGUCCAUAACCUCGUGCUACUGGACGAGUCCAAAGGAGAUCCCUUUUCAACCAAGGCCAGUCUCGUGUCAUGCGGUCGAAAAGAUAUCGCCAUCGACUUUGUUACCGUCAAAAAUGUGUCGAGUGUGUUGGAAUACCGCGGACUAUGCUUCCAGCUGUGUGCGAAGCAAGGUUGUACCUUCCUGAAAGCGUCUCUUCCGACCGAGAGGGUGAAGAAGAAGCAAGCGGACAAAAGCUUUGAGUAUAUGGUCAAGAGGUUGUUGGAGAUUCUCGGUCAAUCGCUUUGA